This is a messenger RNA of Peromyscus californicus insignis, 2413 nucleotides long. It is a transcript of the gene Myef2, whose product is annotated as myelin expression factor 2. The record is from RefSeq and is a predicted model, not a curated record. The coding region runs from base 125 to 1903 and encodes 592 amino acids. Gene Ontology annotation, cellular component: nucleus; cytoplasm; post-mRNA release spliceosomal complex. NCBI's taxonomy places the organism in Eukaryota, Metazoa, Chordata, Mammalia, Rodentia, Cricetidae. Gene Ontology annotation, molecular function: mRNA binding. The transcript has 17 exons. Gene Ontology annotation, biological process: regulation of mRNA stability involved in response to oxidative stress.
UCGCGAGAUCCGGGCCGCCGAGCGCUCGGGGCCUUUUCAAAUCGCGAUCCGUUACCGCUCCGCCGGCCGCCGCCAUUGUAGCGCUCGGAGCCCUCAGCGCGGCCGAGGCGGAGCCCGCGGCGGGAUGGCCGAUGCCGACAAGCCCGAGGCGGCCGCGGGCGACGACGGUCCGCAGCAGCAGCCGCCGGCCGAGUCGCGCCGGGACCCGCACCCUGCCGAGCCCGAGAAGCCGCCGCGCAGCAGCGCCAACGGCGUUAAAAUGGAGAAUGAUGAAUCAGUGAAAGAAGAAAAAUCUGAUUUAAAAGAAAAGUCUACAGGAAAUAAGAAGGCCAAUCGAUUUCAUCCUUAUUCAAAAGAUAAGAAUUCGGGUACUGGAGAAAAGAAAGGUCCAAAUCGGAAUCGAGUGUUCAUUAGCAACAUCCCCUAUGACAUGAAAUGGCAGGCUAUUAAAGACUUGAUGAGAGAAAAAGUUGGUGAGGUUACAUACGUGGAGCUCUUUAAGGAUGCGGAAGGAAAAUCAAGGGGUUGUGGUGUGGUUGAAUUCAAAGAUGAAGAAUUUGUAAAGAAAGCACUAGAAACUAUGAACAAAUAUGACCUUAGUGGAAGACCUCUGAAUAUUAAAGAGGAUCCUGAUGGAGAAAAUGCUCGCCGGGCACUGCAGCGAACAGGAACAUCAUUUCAAGGAUCACAUGCCUCUGAUGUGGGAUCUGGGUUGGUGAAUUUGCCACCUUCCAUUCUCAAUAACCCAAACAUUCCUCCUGAGGUUAUCAGCAAUUUGCAGGCUGGUAGACUUGGGUCCACAAUUUUUGUUGCUAAUCUUGACUUCAAAGUUGGUUGGAAGAAGCUGAAGGAAGUGUUCAGCAUAGCUGGAACCGUAAAGCGGGCAGAUAUUAAAGAAGACAAGGACGGCAAGAGCAGAGGCAUGGGUACUGUCACUUUUGAGCAAGCCAUUGAAGCAGUUCAAGCAAUUUCCAUGUUCAAUGGGCAGUUUUUAUUUGAUAGACCUAUGCAUGUGAAAAUGGAUGACAAAUCUGUCCCUCAUGAAGACUACCGCUCACAUGAUAGUAAGACAUCACAAUUACCACGUGGUCUUGGAGGCAUUGGAAUGGGACUUGGUCCAGGUGGACAACCUAUUAGUGCCAGCCAGUUGAACAUAAGUGGUGUAAUGGGAAAUUUGGGUCCAAGUGGUAUGGGAAUGGAUGGUCCGGGUUUUGGAGGAAUGAAUAGAAUUGGAGGAGGAGUUGGGUUUGGUGGUCUGGAAGCAAUGAAUAGCAUGGCAGGAUUUGGUGGAGUUGGCCGAAUGGGAGAGCUAUACCGUGGUGCAGUGACUAGUAGCAUGGAGCGAGAUUUCGGACGUGGUGAUAUUGGAAUAAAUCGAGGCUUUGGCGAUUCCUUUGGUAGACUUGGCAGUGCAAUGAUUGGAGGGUUUGCAGGAAGAAUAGGAGCUUCUAACAUGGGUCCAGUAGGAACUGGAAUAAGUGGCAGCAUGGGUGGCAUGAGCAGUGUGACUGGAGGCAUGGGGAUGGGACUGGACCGCAUGAGCUCCAGCUUCGACAGGAUGGGGCCAGGGAUUGGAGCCAUACUGGAAAGGAGCAUCGAUGUAGACCGAGGUUUCUUAUCGGGUCCCAUGGGAAGCGGAAUGAGAGACAGAUUAGGCUCCAAAGGCAACCAGAUAUUUGUUAGAAAUCUACCUUUUGACUUGACUUGGCAGAAACUAAAAGAGAAAUUCAGCCAAUGUGGUCAUGUAAUGUUUGCAGAAAUCAAGAUGGAGAAUGGCAAGUCAAAAGGCUGUGGGACAGUUAGGUUUGAAUCCCCAGAGUCAGCUGAAAAGGCCUGCAGAAUAAUGAACGGCAUCAAAAUCAGUGGCAGGGAAAUCGAUGUUCGCUUGGAUCGUAAUGCAUAAUUUCAAGCAUGGUUGGAACAUUCCUUCGUCUGUUUAUUGAAUCUCCUAGUAAAAGUCAUUUUUUUAGUAAUGUUGUAUGCUUACAAAUGCUGUAAAAAUGAACUUUUAAAACUCCCACCAGCUUUUAACAGUAUAAUGUUGAAAAAUAUACUGUGAUUUUCGUUCUCUCAAGUUUGUGUUUCUAAAGUUGGCAAGUCUGGUCAUUGAGUUUCAGUGGAUGGACACACCAUUUUUAAUGAAAUAAGCAGCCAUUUUGUUGUUUCCAGUAGGAGGGUUUGUUUGUUCUAAUUUCCCCAAUCUUAUUGUAAGUUGACAUCCCCCCCCCAAAAAAAAAAAUCUCUGCUUUGUAUCGAUUGUUAAUGAAACGAAAGGGCUCAGACAAAUUAGGAUAUGAUUUUGGUUUGGUUUAAAUUACUUUUCUCUGCUUAUAAAGAAUAGUAAUUAAGUAUUAUAUUCUAAAGUUGAGGAUGUUUCUUAUUUGACCUAAAUGAAGACCUGGUUUUUCUUUUU